This is a messenger RNA of Drechmeria coniospora, 2064 nucleotides long. Its product is annotated as ABC1 protein. The transcript has a single exon. Bases 1 to 2064 code for a protein of 687 amino acids. Gene Ontology annotation, biological process: ubiquinone biosynthetic process. The record is from RefSeq and is a predicted model, not a curated record. Gene Ontology annotation, cellular component: extrinsic component of mitochondrial inner membrane. Gene Ontology annotation, molecular function: kinase activity. Lineage: Eukaryota; Fungi; Ascomycota; Sordariomycetes; Hypocreales; Ophiocordycipitaceae.
AUGAGGUUUGUGGACUUGGCGAUUGAUGUGGCGGCACUGCUCAACGCCUCCCGAUCGGUCGCCUCGAAGCACAUCGCCUUGCGAAGCCGACAACUCGACGUAUACAGCAAAACGUCGAGCAUUUCCGCGACCAGCGCUGCGAAGAAUGGGAAAGACAAAGUCACCGAGGAAAACCUUGCGACGGCUCGAGGCAACGGUAUUCACGAUCAUGCAGCCGCGAAACCGGGGACGAGCGCGAGCCGAUGUGAGCCGUCUGAAGGGGAGACACCGCACACUGUGCCAGCCUCCUUUUCGACGGCUCAAGAGCAAGCCAUGAAGGCGGAGGGAGAUCUGGCCGCAGAGUUGGAUCUCCCCCCUGGAAUCGAUGUCAAUAUCUUUCAUACGGCACGGGGCUCGAAAAUACUGGAAUCGGUGAGAAAGCAAAAGGCCACGACCAUCGUUGGGCCACAGCAGCCACGCGUGGUGAGCUCCGCCAAAGAGCACCCUUUACGACACUGGCCCGUCAAGCGGCCUGUAGAUAUCAAUGCAACUCAUGGCUCCACAGCCAACCAUUCUGAGGGGCGAGACAAGGCAUCACCUCCGCGGCCAGCAACGAGUGGCCUGGCGCAAGCGAUGGAGCGACAGCCCCAGCACGUUUCAGCUGCACAGGUGUGUUCGAAGAAGGUCGACGUGGACUCGAAUGAUACCGUCGCCGAACACGGCGGUCAGGCCACGAGCACCCGCGCAUAUCGGUUGCGAGAAUCCAAAGUUCCAGCAUCUCGCAUGAGUCGGAUGUGGAACUACGGUGGUCUAGCUGCUGGUAUUCUCGGCGGCGCCAUGACGGAGGGCAUCACUCGAGCCUUUGGAGGCGGCGGCAAGGGCUCCGUUCUGCUCAGCGAAAGGAACAUGGAGAGGCUUGUGGCUAAGCUGUCCCGCAUGAGGGGCGCCGCCCUGAAGCUAGGCCAGAUGAUGAGCUUCCAGGAUACCAAGAUGCUGCCGGCGCCCAUCCAGGAGGUUCUGCAGCGGGUUCAGGAUAGGGCCGACUACAUGCCCGCGUGGCAAAGGGACAAGGUCCUGGUCGGCAACCUUGGCGAAAACUGGCGAGACUUGUUCAGCGAGUUCGAGGAGAAGCCGAUAGCAGCGGCAUCGAUCGGCCAAGUACACAAAGCAGUGCUCAAGUCCAAUGGCAAGAGGGUGGCCGUCAAGGUCCAGUUCCCGGGCGUCGCCGAUUCCAUCAAUUCCGAUCUGGACAACCUCGGCAUCCUGCUCAACGCGACGAGCUUGCUGCCAAAGGGCUUGUAUCUCAACAAGACCAUCGACAACGCUCGGCUCGAGCUCGGUUGGGAGUGUGACUACGAGCGAGAGGCCGAAUGCGCUAUUCGGUACAAGGAACUCCUCCGAGGAGAAGAGGACGUCUUCCUCGCGCCCGACGUCCACCUCGAGGCCUGCGGGAAGCAGGUGCUCACGAUGGACUUUCUCGACGGCGUAGGCGUCACGCGCGUCAAGUCCUUCACCCAGCAUCAACGUGACUGGAUCGGCACGCAGCUAAUGCGCCUCUGCCUCCGUGAAAUUACCGAAUUCAAGUUUAUGCAGACGGACCCGAACUGGACCAACUUUCUCUACAACGCCGACGACAACAAGCUCGAGCUGCUCGACUUUGGCGCCUCGCGCGACUACCCCGAGACUUUCGUCCGGCAGUACGUCCAACUCCUCGAGGCCGCCUCGCGUGCCGACAGGGUCGCCGUUGGCCACUUGUCCGAGAGCCUAGGCUACCUGACGGGCCAUGAGAGCAAGGCAAUGUUUGACGCCCACGUCGACUCGGUGCUGACCAUCGCGGAGCCCUUCCUCGCAUCGGCCCCGGAGGUGUACGACUUCAAGGAUCAGACGAUUACGGAGCGCGUGAAGGCGCUGAUUCCUCUGAUGCUCCACGAGCGUCUCGCGCCGCCGCCCGAGGAGACGUACAGCCUGCAUCGCAAGCUAAGCGGCGCCUUUCUACUUUGUGCAAGACUGGGAAGCAAGGUGCCCUGCAGGCAGCUUUUCGUCGAUGCCGUCGCCCGGUCGGGAUACGUCGGCAAGGCCGAAUGA